Molecule: messenger RNA, 2404 nt
Organism: Eptesicus fuscus (big brown bat)
Lineage: Eukaryota; Metazoa; Chordata; Mammalia; Chiroptera; Vespertilionidae
Gene: ASAH2
Product: N-acylsphingosine amidohydrolase 2
Exons: 21
Coding region: 94-2364 (756 amino acids)
Biological process (GO): ceramide catabolic process; long-chain fatty acid biosynthetic process; sphingosine biosynthetic process
Cellular component (GO): extracellular region
Molecular function (GO): N-acylsphingosine amidohydrolase activity
Source: RefSeq, a predicted model, not a curated record
UGAGCAACGUGUAAGGGGAAGGAAACAAGAUUUUGGACCACCAUUUGCUUUCCUGGAUGCAAAAAAGUCUUUUGAGGGGUUGAAUAAGGAAAAAUGGCCAAGCGCACCUUCUCUACAUUAGAGACGUUCCUGAUUUUCCUUCUCGUAAUGAUGACUGCUAUCACGGUGGCCCUUCUCAGCCUCUUGUUUAUCACCAGUGGGACCAUUGAAAAUCCCAAAGGCAAGUCCGCCCAGGGCUCCACACUCACACAAGGCCCCACAGCCACCCAGGUGUCCCCAGUGACUACUACCCCAGAGCCUCCUCUAUUUCAGAACUUCAGUGGCUACCACAUAGGUGUUGGGCGAGCUGACUGCACAGGACAAGUAGCGGAUAUCAAUAUGAUGGGCUACAGCAAAAGUGGCCAGAAUGCACGGGGCCUCCUCACCAGGUUGUACAGUCGUGCUUUCAUCAUGGCAGAGCCUGAUGGGUCCAAUCGAAUGGCAUUUGUGAGCGUCGACAUAGGCAUGGUAUCCCAACGAUUGAGGCUGGAGGUCCUGAACAGACUCAAGAGUAAAUAUGGCUCCCUGUACAGAAGAGACAAUGUGAUCCUGAGUGGCACUCACACGCACUCGGGUCCAGCAGGAUAUUUCCAGUAUACCGUGUUUAUAAUUGCCAGCGAAGGAUUUAGCAAUCGAACUUUUGAAUACAUGGUCACUGGCAUCAUGAAGAGCAUUGAGAUAGCACACACAAAUAUGAAACCAGGAAAGAUCUUUAUGAAUAAAGGAAUUGUGGAUGGGACGCAGAUCAACCGAAGCCCCUAUUCUUACCUUCAAAAUCCACUGGCAGAGAGAUUAAGGUAUUCUUCGAAUACAGACAAGGAAAUGCUAGUCUUGAAAAUGGUAGAUUUGAAUGGAGAGGACUUGGGUCUUAUCAGCUGGUUUGCCAUCCACCCUGUCAACAUGAACAACAGCAAUCAUCUUGUAAAUAGCGACAAUAUGGGCUAUGCAUCUUACCUGUUUGAGCAAGAGAAGAACAAAGGACAUUUACCUGGACAGGGGCCGUUCGUAGCAGCCUUUGCUUCAUCAAACCUAGGAGAUGUGUCCCCCAACAUUCUCGGCCCACGUUGUGUCAACACGGGGGAGUCCUGUGAUAACGCCAACAGCUCUUGUCCCAUUGGUGGGUCUUCCAUGUGCAUGUCCAGGGGACCUGGACAGGAUAUGCUCGACAGCACACAAAUUAUAGGACGGAUCCUAUAUCAGAGAGCUACGGCGCUGUAUGCCUUGGCUUCCCAUGAGUUAACUGGACCACUGACUUCGGCUCAUCAGUGGGUGAAUAUGACGGACGUCACCGUCUCACUCAAUUCCACACACACGGCAAAGACAUGUAAACCAGCGCUGGGCUACAGUUUCGCAGCUGGCACAAUCGAUGGAGCUGGGGCCUUCAACUUCACGCAGGGGACAACAGUACCAGAUCCAUUUUGGGAAACUCUUCGGGAUCAGCUCUUGGGCAGGCCAUCUGAUGAAAUCAAAGAGUGUCAUAAACCAAAGCCAGUCCUUAUUCACACUGGAGAGCUGUCCAAACCUCAUCCCUGGCACCCAGAUAUUGUUGACGUUCAGAUCAUUACUCUUGGGUCCUUGGCCAUAACUGCUAUCCCUGGGGAGUUAACGACCAUGUCUGGACGAAGAUUUCGGGAGGCAAUUAAAGCAGAGUUUGCAACUUAUGGGAUGCGGGAUAUGACUGUUGUUAUUUCAGGUCUAUGCAAUGUAUAUACACAUUACAUUGCCACCUAUGAAGAAUACCAGGUUCAGCGGUAUGAGGCAGCAUCUACAAUUUAUGGACCACACACCCUGUCUGCUUACAUCCAGCUCUACAGAGGCCUUGCUAAGGCCAUUGCUACGGACACAGUGGCCAAUCUGAGCAGAGGUCCAGAGCCUCCAUUUUUCAAAGAACUGAUAAAACCAUUAAUUCCUAAUAUUGUGGAUAGAGCACCAAUAGGCAAGAAUUUUGGGGAUGUCCUGCAGCCGUUGAAUUCUAAAUACAGAGUGGGAGAAGUUGCUGAAGUUACAUUUGUAGGUGCUAACCCAAAGAAUUCAGCAGAAAAUCGGACCCAUCAGACUUUCCUCACUGUGGAGAAAUAUGAGGACGCUUCAGCGACAUGGCAGGUAGUGCAUAAUGAUGCCUCCUGGGAGACUCGUUUCUAUUGGCACAAGGGAUUACUGGGUCAUAGCAAUGCAACGAUACAAUGGCAUAUUCCAGAUACUGCCAAGCCUGGGAUCUACAGAAUAAGAUACUUUGGACACAAUCGGAAGCAGGACUUUCUCAAGCCCGCUGUCAUACUUUCAUUUGAAAGUACUUCCUCCGAUUUUGAAGUUGUAACUACUUAGUGAAAAGUUGACACCGCAUUUAAAGUUUUGCUCUGUAUAA